GUACAUGAAGGGAAAAGAAAAAAUCAGUCACAUGUGACAUCAACCUCAUUUAUGAAAACUUCCAAGAAAGGAUAUUUGUUAUCCUUCUUGACCUCCUCUCUCUCCUCUGUAAAUCAAAAUUAUAUAAACAAACACAACAAGUAAGACUCAAUACAGGGUGGAUCAGCCAAAUUAGAAAAACCAACAUUAAGAAAAGAUCACCAUCAUCAUCAUCAAAUAUCAUCAAACAAACAGGACCCCCAUUUUGUCGUAAGACUCUUCAUACUCACAAUAAAAUAAACAAACACAACAAACAUUGGCGCCAAACAGCUAAUUCCACCAUCAAAUAACAAAGAGAUCUACCCUCAUUUUUUUCUCUCUCUCUGAUUUACUACUCAAUUUUGUUUCAACAAAACCCCCAAAAAAAAAGUGAAAAAAUGAGUAGCAGUGAUGCGGAGGAUGCGAGGGCGGAGCUCCGAAAACCGUUUCUUCAUACGGGUAGUUGGUAUCGGAUGAGUACGGGUGGUGGAAAAGAUCCGAUUAGUAGUGGUAGUAUGAUGAUGGGUUCAAGACAAUCUAGUAUUUUCGGGUCUAUUGCUAAUAUGCGUGAAUCCGCCAUUUCCAUUGUUUUCUGUGUUUUUGUUGUUGCUUUGGGUCCCAUCCAAUUUGGUUUCACCUGUGGGUAUUCAUCCCCAACUCAAUCCGACAUCAUUAAGGAUCUUGACCUUAAAGUUUCCGAGUUCUCAUUGUUUGGAUCAUUGGCUAAUGUGGGAGCAAUGGUGGGGGCAAUUGCGAGUGGACAGAUUUCUGAAUACAUUGGAAGAAAAGGGUCAUUAAUGAUCGCCUCAAUCCCUAACAUUAUAGGAUGGCUUGUCGUUUCAUUUGCGAGGGAUGUCUCGUUUCUUUACAUGGGACGCCUGCUGGAAGGUUUUGGUGUUGGCAUUAUUUCCUACACGGUGCCUGUUUAUAUAGCCGAAAUAGCACCUCAAAACAUGAGGGGAAUGCUUGGAUCAGUGAACCAGCUUGCUGUUACCAUUGGCAUAAUGAUCGUUUACCUGUUGGGAAUUUUUGUUGAGUGGAGAGCACUUGCAAUCAUUGGAAUCCUACCUUGCGCUGCGUUGAUACCUGGAUUGUUUUUCAUACCAGAAUCUCCUCGCUGGCUGGCAAAAAUGGGGAUGAUGGAAGAAUGUGAAGCGUCUUUGCAAGUUCUGAGAGGAUUCGAUACAGAUAUCUCGAUUGAAAUGAAUGAAAUCAAAAAAUCUGUGGGAUCAUCCAGCAAAAGAACAACAAUUAGCAUUUCACAUCUCAAGAGAAAAAGAUAUUGGUUCCCAUUGAUGUUAGGAAUCGGAUUACUUUUGCUUCAGCAGCUCUGUGGUAUUAAUGGAAUAUUGUUCUACUCCCGCACCAUAUUUGAAAUGGCAGGAAUAUCUGAGGGUGCUGUCGCCACAUUUGGUCUUGGAAGCAUUCAGGUGGUUGCUACUGGAGUUGCCACUUGGCUGAUGGACAGGGCUGGCCGAAGGGUUCUUCUUAUAGUAUCCUCUGUUGGAAUGACUGCUAGCCUCCUCCUAGUUUCAGUCGCAUUUUAUCUGGAGACCAUCGUACCAAAAGACUCGGCAUUGCACAGCACGUUGGGCAUUCUCUCUGUCGUAGGCCUCGUGGCAAUGGUGGUUUCCUUUUCUUUGGGAAUGGGACCCAUUCCUUGGCUUAUAAUGUCUGAGAUACUUCCAGCUAGUAUAAAAGGCCUUGCUGGCAGUGUAGCAACAAUGGCGAACUUUCUAACUUCCUGGGGUGUCACUAUGACUGCAAACUUGCUGCUCGGCUGGAGUAGCGGAGGAACCUUUACAAUUUACACAUUUUUUGCUGCUUUUACUGUGAUAUUUGUGGCUGCAUGGCUUCCGGAGACAAAAGGAAAGACGCUCGAGGAGAUUCAAGCAUACUUCAGAUAAAUGCACAAGUUUGUGGUUAUCCCUACUUGGCAUUUCAUGAGCAUUUUAUGCAGCAUACACAGAAGACUGGAAGGUUAGAAGAUUACAUUUGUUUUCAUAAGUAUACAGAAAAGCUACUGCUUUUAAGAAAGCUGAUUCUUGUAUUUGGGACAACAAUGCUACUCUUUCUUUUCAUAUCAUUUGAUUCAUCUCGCGACUGUUGUACAAACAAUACGCUUUAUACGCGUUCAUAUGUAUUAUUCAGAUUCUGAAAAAGAAAAAUGCAAAUAUGGAAUUCCAUUCUUCGUAA
This is a messenger RNA of Beta vulgaris subsp. vulgaris (sugar beet), 2214 nucleotides long. RefSeq names its product sugar transporter ERD6-like 6. The transcript is spliced from 18 exons. Gene Ontology annotation, cellular component: membrane. Lineage: Eukaryota; Viridiplantae; Streptophyta; Magnoliopsida; Caryophyllales; Amaranthaceae. Gene Ontology annotation, biological process: carbohydrate transport; transmembrane transport. The record is from RefSeq and is a predicted model, not a curated record. The coding region runs from base 417 to 1925 and encodes 502 amino acids. Gene Ontology annotation, molecular function: sugar transmembrane transporter activity.